CAUGCACUAAUAAUGUAAUAAUUUAUUGAAAUUAAAGGAUGCUACAUUAUGCUCGUUUUUCGUUAAUACUAAUAUAUGAUUAGAAAGAAAUAUUGCAAAUAAUGAAUUUAAUGUCCAAAUAAAAAUUAAAAAAUGGAACGGAAAAAUCUCUAUAGUCAUCUUACAGGACGAACACGUUUUAUUACGCGAUGUGGGUUGAAACAACGUGUCUGUGCAUUGCCGUGACGUCGUUGCUGACAGAAUUCAGAAAAGGAAGAUUGACAUUCAGGGCAUGGUUGCCAUUCGACUAUUCCUCAUCGUCACUAUUUCGUAUUGUAUACGCGCAUCAAUUGAUAAGUCUGACAGCUGGGUCUGUUCUCCAUGUUGCCUGCGAUGGUCUGAUAUGUGGACUACUGGUGCACGUUUGCUGUCAGAUAGAAAUAAUUGAAUGCCGUUUACGAAAAGUUGCACACGAUCGGAAUAUUCUUCGCGAAUCCAUCCUGCAACACAAUCAUGUAUUCAAAUUUGCUCGUUUGGUGAAUGAAAAAUUUAAAUUGACUAUCGUCAUACAGUUUAUUGUGAGUACAUUGGUAGUAUGUGUCAAUCUUUAUCAAUUUACCAAGUCAACCGCGUUAAGAACACAAUACAUGCAAUUAAUAAUGUACAUGGGCUGCAUGGUAUCACAAAUCUUUUUUUAUUGCUGGUAUGGCAACGAAGUUAAGCUGAAGGCUAUGAAUUAUUAAAUAUAGAGUUGUCAACUGGUUAAUAGCAUAUUUAAAAUAGAGUGGUUUGGAUUGAACAAACAUAAUAAACAAUCUUUGUUAAU
Messenger RNA from Wasmannia auropunctata (little fire ant), 805 nucleotides. Its product is annotated as odorant receptor Or1-like. Gene Ontology annotation, biological process: detection of chemical stimulus involved in sensory perception of smell; sensory perception of smell. Gene Ontology annotation, cellular component: plasma membrane. The record is from RefSeq and is a predicted model, not a curated record. Bases 189 to 722 code for a protein of 177 amino acids. NCBI's taxonomy places the organism in Eukaryota, Metazoa, Arthropoda, Insecta, Hymenoptera, Formicidae. Gene Ontology annotation, molecular function: odorant binding; olfactory receptor activity. The transcript has 3 exons.